Molecule: messenger RNA, 1419 nt
Organism: Indicator indicator
Lineage: Eukaryota; Metazoa; Chordata; Aves; Piciformes; Indicatoridae
Gene: STEAP4
Product: STEAP4 metalloreductase
Exons: 4
Coding region: 1-1419 (472 amino acids)
Biological process (GO): copper ion import
Cellular component (GO): endosome; plasma membrane
Molecular function (GO): cupric reductase (NADH) activity; ferric-chelate reductase (NADPH) activity
Source: RefSeq, a predicted model, not a curated record
AUGACCAAAAACUCUUCCAACACCAUGGCCUUGGCUCCUAGCACUGCUAACAAAAGGGAGACAAUCUGCAUCUUUGGGACUGGAGACUUUGGAAGAGCUCUGGGACAGAAGCUGAUCCAGUCUGGGUACCCUGUGGUGUUCGGCAGCCGCAGCACAAAGACAUCCAGCCUGAUCCCCAGGGGUGCAGAGGUGCUGAGCCAUGCAGAAGCAGCACAGAGAGCUGCCAUCAUCAUCAUAGCAAUCCAGAGGCAGCACUACAGCUUCCUCACGCCCCUCGCGGAAGCUCUCCAGGGAAAGGUCUUGGUGGACAUCAGCAACAACUUAAAACUAGACCAGUACCCAGAAUCCAACGCCCAGCACCUGGCCCAGCUGCUGCCUGCUGCCAAGGUGGUGAAAGCCUUCAACACGGUGUCAGCCUGGGCCCUGCAGUCGGGCACGCUGGAUGCCAGCCGCCAGGUGUUUGUCUGUGGAGAUGACAUGGAAGCCAAACAGAUGGUGAUGGAUCUUGUUCGUGCUCUGGGCCUCACUCCAUUAGACCAGGGCUCCCUGCUGGCUGCUCGGGAGAUAGAGAACUACCCUCUGCAGCUCUUCCCCAUGUGGAGGUUUCCCAUCUUUUUGUCCCUCGGCCUCACCAUCUUUUUCUUCUUAUACUGCCUGGCUCUGGACAUCAUCUACCCCUACGUCUACCAGAAGAAAGAUUUGUCCUUUCUGAUUGCCAUCUCCAUCCCAAACAAGGUCUGCCCUGUGCUGGCCCUGGUCCUCCUAGGCUUAGUCUACGUUCCUGGUGUGCUAGCUGCUAUCCUCCAGCUGUGGCGAGGCACCAAGUACCGCCGCUUCCCGGGCUGGCUGGACAGGUGGAUGCUGUGCAGGAAGCAGCUGGGGCUGGUGGCCUUGGCCUUUGCUUCUGUGCACGUCCUGUACACCCUGGUCAUGCCCAUCCGCUCCUACGUGAAAUGGAGGACCAGCAGCCGGCUUGUCUCCCAGGCACUGAGCAACACAACAGAGCCACUCAACACCACCAAUGCCUGGCUCAGUGACUCCUACUUGGCUUUGGGGAUUCUGGGAUUUUUCCUGUUUGUUCUUCUGGGAAUCACAUCUCUGCCUUCAGUCAGCAACAGUGUCAACUGGAGGGAGUUCAGAUUCGUACAGUCCAAACUGGGAUACCUGACGCUGGUUUUGUGCACUGCUCACACGCUGGUUUACGGUGGGAAGUGGUUCCUGGUCCCAUCAUCCUACAAAUGGUACCUUCCACCCAUCUACAUGCUGUCCCUCAUCAUUCCCUGCGCUGUCCUGGUUGUCAAGUUCGUGCUGAUACUUCCUUGUCUGGACAAACCCCUCACCCAAAUCCGGCAGGGCUGGGAGAGGAACCCCCAGUACUCAGAACCAUCCCACUACGUCAUCAACAAGUCAGCUGUCUAA